This is a messenger RNA of Nezara viridula (southern green stink bug), 222 nucleotides long. NCBI's taxonomy places the organism in Eukaryota, Metazoa, Arthropoda, Insecta, Hemiptera, Pentatomidae. The record is from the annotation of a GenBank genome assembly.
AUGAUCGAAGAAAAAUCCAGAGUUCUACUGAAAAAUGAGAAGCUAAACUUUCACUUCGUUGUUGGACAAGAGACGGCCUUCACAGCUUGUGGUUUCUUUAAUGUUGAUAUGUCGUUAAUAUGUUCUAUGAUUUCCGCUGCGACUACUUACCUUGUGAUUGUACUGCAAUACAGUUCUGACAACUAUCCUGUUGUAACAAACUCAACAACAGUUUCACCCUAA